AUGCAAUACGUCACCCUCGAAACUCCCACUGUGUUUUCUCUUCGGGGCAUCAUUCGUCCCCUAAUUGUAACACAAACAAAGGUAACGGGCGUGGGAGCCGUUAGCAUCAGCAACGAUGUCACGACCACCUACAUCACCAACCGGACACAUUCUGCCUGUGAUCAACGCAAGAAUGAUCUCAUCCCUGUGAUAAGAGACUUGCAAUCUGCAACAUUGAUCACGAAAAUGUUGUUGCAUCCGGAGGGGCGUCCGGCAGCGUUCCGUUCCGUUCCACCGAUUGCUCGUAGCAUUGACACCGCCCACAGCUCCACCACCCACGCCCCUAUCACUCCAUCUCGUCCCCUUAACACCAGCAAAAGGCGUCGGGUUGUCACAUGCCCCGCCCGCACCGCCAUGUUUUCCUCGGCUUCAGGCAAAGCCACCGUGAUGUCAUCUGCCACACCUACUGGCCAGACCAUCAUGCUUUUCUGUUCUCGGCGCCCACGACGCUGCUUGACGGCGUGGGAGGUGCAGACGAGCGCGGAGAUGAGAGAUACUGGGAUUUCGGGAGAUGCUGUGGAUGCUGGCGGUGGUGCCUUUGUCGAUGAUGCUUUUGGCGUGGGGUCUUCUUCUGUUUCUUCUUCUCUUUCAACGUCUCCUUCUUCUGUUUCUUCUUCUUCUGUUUCUUCUUCUCUUUCAACGUCUCCUUCUUCUGUUUCUUCUUCUUCUGUUUCUUCUUCUCUUUCAGCGUCUCCUUCUUUUGUUUCUUCUUCUUCUGUUUCUUCUUCUCUUUCAACGUCUCCUUCUUUUGUUUCUUCUUCUUCUGUUUCUUCUUCUCUUUCAACGUCUCCUUCUUUUGUUUCUUCUUCUUCUGUUUCUUCUUCUCUUUCAACGUCUCCUUCUUUUGUUUCUUCUUCUUCUGUUUCUACUCCUUCUUCUUCUCUUUCUUCUACUCCUUCUUCUUCUCUUUCUUCUACUCCUUCUUCUUCUCUUUCUUCUACUUCUUCUUCUUCUUCUCUUUCUUCUAUCUCUUCUUCUUCUUCUCUUUUUUCUACUCCUUCUUCUCUUUCUUCUACUCCUUCUUCUUCUCUUUCUUCUACUUCUUCUUCUUCUCUUUCUUCUACUCCUUCUUCUUCUCUUUUUUCUACUCCUUCUUCUUCUCUUUCUUCUACUCCUUCUUCUUCUUCUCUUUCUUCUACUCCUUCUUCUUCUCUUUUUUCUACUACUUCUUCUUCUCUUUCUUCUACUUCUUCUUCUUCUCUUUUUUCUACUCCUUCUUCUUCUCUUUCUUCUAUCUCUUCUUCUUCUUCUCUUUCUUCUACUCCUUCUUCUUCUCUUUCUUCU
This is a messenger RNA of Penaeus chinensis, 1323 nucleotides long. RefSeq lists its product as uncharacterized. The record is from RefSeq and is a predicted model, not a curated record. The transcript has 6 exons. NCBI's taxonomy places the organism in Eukaryota, Metazoa, Arthropoda, Malacostraca, Decapoda, Penaeidae. The annotation marks the transcript as partial.